Cladophialophora immunda is the source of this 2026-nucleotide messenger RNA. RefSeq lists its product as uncharacterized. The transcript has 2 exons. Gene Ontology annotation, molecular function: protein binding. The coding region runs from base 565 to 1458 and encodes 297 amino acids. The record is from RefSeq and is a predicted model, not a curated record. Lineage: Eukaryota; Fungi; Ascomycota; Eurotiomycetes; Chaetothyriales; Herpotrichiellaceae.
GGCUGUGAGGGAUGGGCAUGUUUCACGCUCAAGUCUGUUUCCCUCUUUUUCCCACUGGUAGAAAUCCCACAACCACAAGGGUCACCAGGCUGUCUUCUCCUGCAGACACAACACCCACGGGUUUCUGAUCCUUGAACGCUCCCCUCUCCGUUUGCCCUCGUCCUAAACCCCGUUGUCCGCCCAGUUCCGCAGAAGCUGUGAGAAACCACACGCGCCUGCAGCCGGUGAGCCAAUCUUGGGAGGGGAUGUCAUCCGCCACGUUUUCAAUGCCAGGCAUACAAGCAUCUUCCCAAUAGCUCCGGCCUGCGUUUCUUCUUGCUUGCCGCCCUGUCCACUGCACAAUGGUUCUGGACCGACCACGGCUCAGGCAGAUGCUCUCAUGCUUGGUUCUGCCCAGCCUUAUCCCGCAGGUUCUGUGAAAAGAAGAGAACGCUCCGCUGCGAGCCACGAGGCUUUACCCGUCGUCCAACCUGGUUCAUCACGUUUAAUUCCCAGCCAACAUUUGCAAGCGACAUUUUCUUUUAUCACAAAAUUCCCGUCAAUGCGAGGUUCAACAGAGACACAAUGCCUCGGUCACGCAAAUCUGAACAGGUUCCCAGUUUCUGGGACAGUUUUCCUGCAGACCCUCUUCUCUUAUUCCGCGUUCCUCCAAAGCUCGACUUGACAUCUUGUGUGGAGGAUGGUGAGCAAAGGGAAAGCAUCGAAGAUGGGAAGAACGCCGACAUCACCGUCACGAGCCUCUCCUCCGCCUGCUCCUCUCGAAGACGAACGAACAUUACCAGUCUCCCACCCGAGAUCAUUCUCGAAAUUGUUGGCCAUCUUCAUCCCAUUGACCGCGUCUGCCUCGGCCUGUCGUGCAAAUACCUACUUUCCUCCACCCUGCCUACCCUACACUUCACCCGUUUAGACUGGCUGCGCUUUCACGAUCGGCGGUACAGCUUCAUCCUGCCUCAGAUGCCUACCCUCUAUGUACGGCUCGCACACGGCUGGGUCCCCAAGGACAAGUUCCGCUACUGUUAUCGCUGCUCCAAAAUCCUUCCGAGGUCGCAUGAAUACUUUUGGGAGAGACUGCGCAGGACGAAAAGCCCAAGGUUCCGCAACGGACUUGGCAUAUCCGAGAAACACUGGAAGUCGCUCAGUAAGAAGGGGAAAUACGCAUAUCUGGUCGAAAAUUGGUGCCAUUCACCCGAGGAGGAUAGCAGCGGCUUCUACUGUGGCCACUGCUACUAUCGGGAAAAGGAUCGCAUCAACUGUCCAGUAUAUUGUCCCCUGUGCCUGGAGAUAGACUUGACAUGGACCCCUCCGAGGAAGCCUUGGAUGAGGAAAGCCUUGUGCCGGAGUUUGAGGGCUUUAGGGACUCCGUUUGAACUGGCUGCCUACUGGAUCCUUGUCUGCUGUCUUUACGCGAUAAGGUUUUGCUAUGAUCAGGCGAUGCAAUGCUGGAGAGCGUUGCCUUGAGUUUCAUUGCUCUUCUUGGUGGACGAUCUCCAUCGCUAUAUGAGUGGAUUAUGAAUGGCCUUGGUGACCCCAGACCAGGCCUGGAACGUGUCAAUCUGGCGACAGCGGCCCCCAAUUGCAUUGUUCAGGAUCAUGUACAGUAUGGAAGGCGGAGAUGGUAUCGGAGAGCGCCAUGGUAGGCUUGAUUUGGUUUCGCAGGCUGGCGCAGCAUGGCGGGAUGGUGGCUGACUGGGGUAUGGAGGAGUUCACUGGCGCGAGCAGGCUGGUAUCAAGACCGACAGAGCCAAACACCUACCAGACUCGUGGGUGGAUUGAGGGUGCGCGAACCAAGGGGUCUAGGUUCCGGAGGGAUUGCUGCAUUUACUCUAAGAAAGCAUGAUUGACGACUAUGUUCCGGGACAAUAGAGACCAUAGCUGGGUUGGCGGUUUGGCAGGCGGGCGUACGAAAGGUAUUCUGCGUGAAUUGAGAUUCCUAGGCGGGAAAGAGCGUGUGCGCUGUCAAUUACGUCUGAGCUGUCCGGCUUCGAAUUCGAAGACACGUUUUCUGCAUCAUGCCAGAAGAAAUCCG